Equus quagga is the source of this 2537-nucleotide messenger RNA. RefSeq names its product serine/arginine repetitive matrix protein 1-like. NCBI's taxonomy places the organism in Eukaryota, Metazoa, Chordata, Mammalia, Perissodactyla, Equidae. The transcript has 3 exons. The coding region runs from base 1 to 759 and encodes 252 amino acids. The record is from RefSeq and is a predicted model, not a curated record.
AUGUCGACGCAGCGCAUAUGGCGCCGAUUUCUAUGUUCAAUACGCAGGCAAAACCUAGCUUGCCGUCCCGCCCCAGCCUCCUCACAGGAGGGGGUCAAAUUACCUCACAAUGACCCGCUAAAAUGCCUCAGAACCGACCCGCCCAAAUCGCCUCGGGCGGGCCGCGCCCCUCCCCCACCUCCCUCAGACGGCGGAAUCAGCCUCUCAGGCCCUUCCCCGGCCUCGGUCCGUGGCCGCCUCCUCACACACAGGAGAAAGUCCCAGCUUUCAAGGCCAGGAUCCAAGGCAGUGGCGAGCUCACCACCCGACCGGGCGUUGCCCGGCGCUCGCAACUGCCUUUGUCCCUCCCCACGGAAUUGGAACCCAACAACCGCAGCGCGCUCUUGGAACCAUGUGCUGCCGCCGCCGCUGCCGCCGCCGCAGACGCCGCCGCCGCGAAACCAGCCGCCCGCGCGCCGCGCUGGAUCAGAGGAUGACGGGACUCAGCACCACGAAAUUCGGCGUUUAGGACUGCUCCGCCGCCGCUGCCGCUGCCGCAGCCGCUGCCGCCACCUCAGCCACCGCUUUGUCUCCACUGGUGCACACAGCCCGGGCCGCCUCGCGCACUCCCCGACGCCCCAAGCCCCCGAGGCCUCCGCGGCGCCUUCGACCAAUCACAGAGCCGCAGCUCCUCCCGCCCCCGCCCUAAUGCGACGCCUCUUGAUUGAAAAAGACAUUCAUCUACACUACCAGUCAUUCCCUUUAAUCCUGUCAAAAUGAGGGGCUUAAGAAUGAGGAUGAUCGUCUGUUCUAGAGUCUAAUGAACACUGUAUAAGAGUUGAUGGUUGAAAAACCAAAACGCCUGAAACUCAAACCUAGUAUCUUGCCUACUAUCUCCAUGCCUCAGAUCUCAUCAGUCAACCAAUCUGAGGCCUCGACUUAUAUAUAAGGUGAUUCUCACAGAUAGGCUGAGUUACAGAGGAUGGAGACUUGAUUACCAAAGAAAGUAGGGCCAAUCUUGAUAAACCUGGCUCUCCCAACCUUAUCAAUCCCAGAUGUAGCAUAGGUUCCUAAACGGAACCUCAAGUCUGAAUUGAGGAUAAAGCCGUCUCCUGAGCUGAAAGCUCUGGGGAAAUGAACAGGAAAAUGAAAGCUGCUGUGCCUGACUGGCCCUUUAAGAUCAGAAAAAUGUAUCCAGAGUAAAGCCUGUGGAUUAACCCUGGAGUACUCAGGAUAAGAACUGAUUUACAGAGCUUCAAUAGUCAUCAUCCUGUUCUUCCAGAUCACGUCUGGCUAAUAGUAUGGCUGGCCCUGCUGAUGGUACCCUACUUGCCUGGUUACCUGAUUCAGCCCUUGCCUGCCUUUUUGGACAUGUUGCUGCAAACAGACAGACUGUGCUUGAGAAGACUACCAGUGAUCUUGGCCUAACUUAUACCCAGGCCCACCAAGGAAUUUUGAACAGAAGCAACCUGCACCUCAGCCUACCAGGACUUAAUGUUCACAACAGGAAGGACCAUUCUGUAUAAUCCUUGACCAACAGCUUUUUCUUGUUGUUAAGUGCAGAGUAAGCCUCUACACCUGUAUUUGAUUGUUUUCAGCACCUGGGACCCCUUUGAUCAGAUCUGCAGGAGUACAGCAGAUUGAAAUCAUUGUCCAUUCCUCUCUCGUGCACUAAUACAGAGAUGAGUCUGAUUCAUCAGCACUCACAGAAAUGUACCAGUUCAACUUGGCAAAAGACUUAACACAAGAAAACUCUUCCACUGAACUUAAAAUUUACCACUGACUUGAAUAGCCUCACAGAACUGUUCGCUGGUGGGAGGCUCGUUAUCCUGCUUUAUGUCAGCAAGACAGUUGGGCCUUCAGACUCAUGACCACUGAGUUUACUUAUAUUGAAACUGUGUUGUAUCAUCCAGAGUAUGCUAUUGAAGAUGAUUGUUUCAUUCAAAUGGAUUACAAACUUCCUGUGAACAGGACAAACUUACUCCUCAUGAUGUUCUUCCAGAGUAUUAUCGAGGAAGUAACAAUGUUAGCAUCAACUUUAUGACCAGAGAUUAAAUUUUUGCAUUAUCUGGUCUUAUCAUUGGCAGGAGUUGUUUUUGAUUGACCAGCAUCCAUUCCAUCUCUUUGUAACAACUCCCUGAUGUUUCUUGGAACCAUAUUUACCUGUUUUCAGUCCACAUGGUUCAGACCUGAUCCAUCAGCAUAGUCCAUCUCCUUGACUGUAGUGAUUGGUUCAGGAAUGUUCAUGUGAUUCAAGUUGGUCUAGUGAUACUGAAGCCCAGGAAUUUUACUGAACUGUGGAGGAGGAGAAGCUCAGAAGCUCUCUUUAUUGAAGUCGCUUAGCUUUGUAAGAUGAAAAACUCAAACCACCAGGGCCCACCAUAUCAAAUGAGCCAGUCAGAAAGUGCCAGUGCAGAAGAAAGCAGAGCCAAAUGAUGGAGAGACUUGAGUCCUGAUAACAAAGUUUGUGCCCCUGGAUCCAACCGUGCCUGAAGCUAGUAUAUCCCCUGGACUUUUCAGUUAUGUGAACCAAUAAAUACCCUGUUUUGCUUAAGUUA